AUGGCGCCCGCUUCACUCCUGGACCUUGUGUCCGCACUGCCCACCUCGGAAGGAUGGGGCCGACAAGCUGGGCCGCAUGGCCGACUGGACAGAGGGCAAGGACCGUGA
Molecule: messenger RNA, 108 nt
Organism: Plenodomus lingam JN3
Lineage: Eukaryota; Fungi; Ascomycota; Dothideomycetes; Pleosporales; Leptosphaeriaceae
Source: RefSeq, a predicted model, not a curated record